Messenger RNA from Peromyscus californicus insignis, 737 nucleotides. RefSeq names its product ASNSD1 upstream open reading frame (gene Asdurf). Lineage: Eukaryota; Metazoa; Chordata; Mammalia; Rodentia; Cricetidae. Bases 1 to 702 code for a protein of 233 amino acids. The transcript has 6 exons. The record is from RefSeq and is a predicted model, not a curated record.
AUGUCAAAAGUUUUAGUCAACUCACUAAAGAAUCAGAGAUAUGAAGAUGAUGAUUGUAUCAUUGCUGUUAUUAUUAUUAUUAUUAUUAUUAUUAUUAUUACUAUUACUACUACUAUUAUUAUCAUUAGUUACAUCGGACCCGCUAGGCAACGACACAGAAAAUCCACAACCUCCCGCAACUGGCGCUUCAGCCUCAAACCAUCCCGAGCAUGCGCACUCUUCUGCCCACACCCCUCCCCGCGCACGCCCUCGACUGCGCAGGCGUCAGUGUGCAAACUCCAUUGGUCAGGGUGCCGGAAGGGGCGGGGUUCGGGGGGGAGGUUCCGCGGUCCUCGUCCGGUCUUUCCGGCCGCGGUUCCCACCUCGGCGCGGGUCCCCGUGGUGCGGCGCAUCGUGGAGAUGCCCGGCCGUGGGGUGCGCGCCGACGACCGCGCCGCGCCCGUGCCCGCCCCCACGUCGACGGCUGCAAACACCGAGGCCCUUAGCAGCAAGAUUAAAGAACAAAAAAUUCUUGUGGAUGAACUUUCUAACCUGAAGAAGAAUCGGAAAGUAUACAAGCAGCAACCAAACAGCAACAUAUUCUUUCUUGCAGAUCGAACAAAAAUGUUUUCUGAAAGCAAAAAUACAUUAGAUGAACUAAUAAGAGAAUACCAAGCAUUAGAAAACUCAGAAACAACCAAAGUCAAGAGUCAGUCGCCCUGACUUCACAGAACCAUGUGUGGCAUUUGCUGUUCUGU